This is a messenger RNA of Rhinopithecus roxellana (golden snub-nosed monkey), 2815 nucleotides long. It is a transcript of the gene EFCAB7, whose product is annotated as EF-hand calcium binding domain 7. Gene Ontology annotation, molecular function: calcium ion binding. The transcript is spliced from 14 exons. Lineage: Eukaryota; Metazoa; Chordata; Mammalia; Primates; Cercopithecidae. The record is from RefSeq and is a predicted model, not a curated record. The coding region runs from base 744 to 2633 and encodes 629 amino acids.
UCUCCUUCCCCUGCUUUGUCUGCUUCUCUGUCAUAAAUAAUUGGUCCAUGUGUAUACCUACAAUGUACAUGUAAAUGCGGUUUUAUUUCCAGAGGAGUACAAAAAUAGGGAGAUGGUGCCCGAGAUUACCUGUGAAAGUAUUUCACUGUGUAGGGACGGUGACUGGAUGGCUUUCUGUUUUCGCUUGGCCCGGUAGAAGCCUUAGGCGCUUGUUAACAGUUUAUUUUUCUUGCUGUUGUGUGGCUGGUUAUUUAUGGAGCCGUUUGCUGCAAUGUACUGUCUAGGCCCCUGUCUCAGUCUCGGGCUGGAGUUUUAAAUAAAGGAGGUUUCCAAGCCUGCUGGGGGUGCAAUUAUAUGUUUAAGCUUCAGUUUGGUUUCUCGUCACAGAAAGGAGAAGAAUAAAAUUCUGGCACAUUUCUGCCUUGCGAUUUCCACGUGAGGGAGUUGCCUUGUUUGGAAAGAAUAUUUGAGGACGAUCCUAAAAAAUACUUACACUUUAAAAUUGCUUAUUGCAAAGUGAAAUUCAUUCUCCCUUCCUUCUUGAAACAGUUUUCUUUCACACUUGUGAGGAGAUGCAUGCACGCAUAUGUGUUUAAAACUCUAAUGCUUAAUUAUAGUAAUACCAAUUUGCAGUAACAGACUGUGACACCACAUCCCUGUGGGGUCCUUCUAAACCUAGUGUAAUAUGAAAGUGUCAGGCAGGCGGCCUGUGUAUUAUAAAUAGGGUACUUCAUCCAUGUAGAAUGGCGAUCAGUCCACGAAGCGAUGCAACUUUCUCCAGUCAGAAAUCAACACCUUCAGAGAGUCCUCGAACAAAGAAAUUUCCACUAACUGAAGAGGAAAUAUUUUAUAUGAAUUGUAGAGCUGCCUACUUAACUGUCUUCAAAAGCAGCUUGGAAAACAUUAUUUCUAAAGAUCAGCUUUACUUGGCUCUUCAGCAUGCAGGAAGAAAUCCAUCCCAAAAGACCAUUAAUAAGUAUUGGACUCCUCAAACUGCCAAACUGAAUUUUGAUGAUUUUUGUAUAAUUUUAAGGAAGGAAAAACCUACUUCAAAAGCAGAACUACUGAAAUCAUUUAAGCAAUUAGAUGUAAAUGAUGAUGGCUGUAUUUUACACACUGACCUUUAUAAAUUUCUAACGAAGAGAGGUGAGAAGAUGACUCGAGAAGAAGUAAAUGCCAUAAUAAAUUUGACUGAUGUAAAUGCUGAUGGCAAAUUUGACUACAUCAAGUUUUGUAAAUUAUAUAUGACAACCAACGAGCAAUGUCUCAAGACUACACUAGAAAAACUAGAGGUUGAUAGUAAAAUGAGGCGUCACCAGUUUGGAAACCACAUUGAAGGGUCCCCUGAAAGGGACCCAUCACCAGUACCAAAACCAUCACCUAAAAUCAUAAGAAAAACCGAUCAGGAAACAUUCUCAAAUAAAGGGGACACCAGGAGUUCUUUACUGUCAGCACCCAGGAAGUUCAAAACAUCUGUUUCCUUCACAAUUACCAUGGGGGCUAAUGGUAACCAAAACUCAAAGUUAACUGAGCCAAAUUUAAUAAAGGACUGGCAAUACAUGCAAUCAAAAGGUUGCUUCUUCUUAGAAGAAGAUGGUGAAAUCAUUAGUCAUCAGUACAGGAUGCAAAUAACUCAGAGGUCCAUGGUUUAUCUAACAAUUAAGCCAUUAAAUCUGAGUCAAGUUGAAGGAAAACCAUCCCCUUGGUUAUCCGUUGAUACUGCCUUGUAUAUUCUUAAGGAAAAUGAGAGUCAAGCAAAUCUACAGCUUGUGUGUUUUACCGAACUACGAAAUAGAGAAGUGUUUGGAUGGACUGGUGAACUAGGACCUGGAAUUUACUGGUUAAUUCCUUCCACAACUGGCUGUAGGCUGAGGAAAAAAAUAAAACCAGUAACAGAUGAAGCCCAACUUGUAUACAGAGAUGAAACAGGGAAAUUAUUCCUUACAAAGGAAUUUAAGUCUACUUUAUCAGAUAUAUUUGAAGUAAUUGAUUUAGAUGGAAAUGGUCUUCUUAGCCUUGAAGAAUAUAAUUUUUUCGAAUUAAGAACAAGUGGUGAGAAAUGUGAUGAAGAUGCUUGGGCUGUCUGCAGAGAGAAUUUUGAUACAAAGAGGAAUGAACUAACAAGACAAGGAUUUAUGGAUUUGAAUCUAAUGGAAGCUAAUGAUCGAGAAGGAGACCCUUGUGACCUUUGGGUAACUCUACACUCUAUGGGCUACAAUAAAGCUCUGGAGUUGACAGAGGCAUGUCCAUUUGUCAUUGAUAUCUAUGCAGAAAAAUGCAAGCCAAAAAUUAAAGCUGUCCAUAUGGAGGCAUGCAGUGGACAACUUGAGAAGGCCAUUUGUAAAUCUGUUCUUAGCAACGGUGAUGCCAAAGUAAUGGAUGGCUAUGAAAAUAUAAUCGUGCAUACUUACAGUUGUGACACCUGGAUAACGUCAGUUAUUGAAAACAAGUCAGAUGAGAAAGUGAUUAUUCACAUCAACAAUGAGCUAAGUAAAAACUGUGUAAACAACAGAGGACUCAACAUAUUUGCGGUAGAAGUGGGACCCAAAUCUACAAUGGUUUGUCAACAUGUAAUGCCUCUGAAUGAACGACAAGAAUGGAUAUAUUAUUGUAUAUAUUCUCUUAUUUCUUAAAUAAUUAUACUUAGAACUUACCAAACUAAGAAUUAUUUCAGAUUUAAUCUGUUAUUUAUUAAACAACUAAAUGCUACUUAAUUUAACUGAUGUACCUAAAUAAUAAUCUAUUCAAUUUAUAUGCAUUUUCAUUUUAUGUCAAUGCUAUGUACCUUAUUAUUAAAAUAUACGUAAUGCUUUCA